GUGGCCCACAAUUAUUUCAGCAGACGCAGCAGUAACUCCCUUAAAAAGCUCUGCCUAGAGUAGUGUGUGACUCGUGACUAUGUCUCGCAGUGUGAUAGCUGGUCUGGUUUUGCUGCUCUCAGCCACUUCAGUGGUUGGCUCAGGAGAUGACUCACCUGCUGAUUGCGCUACUGAGUGUGUGAGUCAGCAGGAGCUGGCUGCUGUGAAGGCAGAGGUGGAUCAGCUACACUCACAGCUACACUACUGGCAGAAUGUG
Molecule: messenger RNA, 256 nt
Organism: Geodia barretti
Lineage: Eukaryota; Metazoa; Porifera; Demospongiae; Tetractinellida; Geodiidae
Source: the annotation of a GenBank genome assembly